AUGGCUCUGUUUUACAACUAUAUUUUAUCCUCAUUUGAUGAUGAUGAAAUGCUUAACCACGUUCAGAGAAGGCCCCGAAUAUUCAGAGAACGAGUGAAUUAUUUCGAAACCAUGGAUGAUUUCGAUUUUUUUACACUAUUUCGCUUAACAAAAAUUACUGUUGAAACUUUGCUGCUCCAAAUAGAAGAAAGUUUGCAACAUGCUACAGAAAGAAACAACGCUAUUCCACCUAGGAUACAGCUCCUACUUGCUCUACGGUACUACGCAACUGGUUCGCACCUUAUUGCUGCUGGGGACUUCUCUGGAGUUAGCAAAACUAGCGCUCAUAGAAUUGUUCACCGAGUGACUGCUGCUAUUGCUGGACUGGCUCGAGAAGACAUUGAAAUGCCUUCCACAGAAGCACAAGUUACUGCUGCUCAAGUAGAUUUCUAUACAAUAGCACGUUUCCCUAAAGUUAUUUCGGCAUUAGAUUGCACGCACGUUUGA
Messenger RNA from Belonocnema kinseyi, 486 nucleotides. RefSeq names its product putative nuclease HARBI1. The transcript is spliced from 2 exons. The coding region runs from base 1 to 486 and encodes 161 amino acids. NCBI's taxonomy places the organism in Eukaryota, Metazoa, Arthropoda, Insecta, Hymenoptera, Cynipidae. The record is from RefSeq and is a predicted model, not a curated record.